AUGAAAUAUUUUUCAAAUUUUAGUUUUGUGGCUGCUGCUGAUGCUUUGGCUCAAUCAGAUGAACCUUUUGAAAAACUGGUCCUUUUAUUGUUGAAAGAUGGACCUAGCAGUCGAAAUGGUUUAAAACACUUCUUGGAACUUCGUCUUAGUCGAUUUCAAGGAAAUGAGCAACGAAUGCAUAGAGACAUGUUGGUCCUUUGGCUUUUAGAUAUUCAACUUUCUGAACUUGCUGAACAUCGUCAAAGUGUAACUAGUUCAGCGGAUGCUUUUAUUAUUGAGGGUAGCUCUAGUGGAGGACCUUCUAGCGAAGUUUCUGAUACACGUGAAGCUCAGAUUCGUCAACUGAAGGAUCAAAUUUUUUGUUUUCUUAAUAGGCCAAUAGUAUUUCAAGCUGUUAGUGAUAACCAGACGGCAGUCUAUAAAAUGAUUAGUUCUCAUGUCGAUUUCGAUGUUCAAUUAUAUUUGGCUAAUAAAUUACAUGAUACUCAAACAGUUCUCAAAAUUUUGUUAAUUCAAAAAUCAUACAAAGAAAUUCUUGAUUUGUUGGAACGUGAUAAUUCAAAUUUAAUUUAUGAAUAUUCUGAAGCUUUAAUUACUCAAGUGCCUGUUGAAUUAAUUUCUCUUUUGCUCAAAAAACUGAACAAAUUGGAUCCUUUGAAGCUUUUGCCUGCUUUCCUUAAAUGUUUAAAUCCUGAAUUAAAGAAUCGUGCAAAAGUGGUUGAUUCUAUCUUUACUUUUAUUGAAAAUCUUACACCAACACAAACAAAUGGAGCAAUUCUUGAUUUUUGUAUUAAUUUAUAUGCAACAUUUCGACCAAUGGAAUUAUUACCUUUUAUGCAAAAAUGUAUUAAUAAUAAUUCUAAGGCUUCAUUUAAUAUGGCAGAAGCUUUAAGAAUUUGCACGGAACAUGGUCUUGUUGAAUGUCGAGUAUUUCUUUUGUGUAUUGAAGGCCUUUAUGAAGACGCAGUUAUUUUAGCUUUAACAAUUUCUAUUGAAUUGGCUAAAAAAUGUGCGAAUGAAUUAGAAAAGGCAAUAGAAAAAAGAACUGCUGAAAAAGAUUCUUUGCUUGAAAUUGUUGAUACAAAAAAUAGUCAAUCCAAUUCUAUUUUAAUGGAAAUGCGUAGAAGAGUUUGGUUAGAAAUUUGUAAGAUUUUUUAA
Molecule: messenger RNA, 1158 nt
Organism: Meloidogyne enterolobii
Lineage: Eukaryota; Metazoa; Nematoda; Chromadorea; Rhabditida; Meloidogynidae
Source: the annotation of a GenBank genome assembly